CAUUUCUUCAUAUAUGGGAUUGUGGUGGUCAGCCAGUGUUCCUUGAGAUUCUCCCAGCCUUCCUCACUCCUCGUACAAUGUUUCUCCUCCUGUUUGAUGCUUCAAAGGAUUUCAGGGAAAAAUGGCAGUCACGUCAGAAUACUCCUGAUGGUAAAGUGCUGUUUGGUGAGGUAGUGAAUGAAAGCACGAGUGAUCUAAUGGCCAAAUGGAUGUCUACAAUACACAGUCACCUCAUGAAGCACAACAAAGAUGGUGCCUCUUCUUCUAGUCUCUAUUGUAUUGGCACUUGUGGUGACAAGCUAAAUUCAGAAAGCAAGAAAGAAGUAAAGCGACAAAUCCAGUCCCUGUAUAGGGAGAAAGAGUUCUUAGAUCUCAUUAAAGAUGUGCUAAUCAUUGAUAAUACAACCUCAGGCAGGGGAGAAGAAGAAGAUCCAAGCAUUACAGAAUUACGUAAAGCUAUUGAUGGCUUUAUCAAUACAUUAGUUGUUCCAACCCCUGUCAAUUGGGUUCUCUUUCGCAAAGUUCUUCAAGAGAUAAAGCAGAGUGUCAUUAGUGUAUCUGAUGCUAUUGCCAUUGGAGUGGCAUGUCAUAUACCAGCAGCUGAUGUUCCUGAAGUAUUGAAAUUCUACCAUGAGCUGGGAGUUCUGCUUUACUAUCCUCGAAUAGAAGGUCUAAAGAAUAAAGUCAUUCUCAGUCCAAAAUGGUUUGUUGAUACCAUUGGGAAGGUGUUCACACUGGAAGGUUGUGAAAAAGGAAUAAAUUGGCAGAAGUUGUUACAAGAUAAAGGUAUUCUUGUUCAACCACUUUAUAAAGAAGUAUGGCAGUCAAGUGGUAUUGGUCCAGAGGGAAUAAUUGAACUUUUAGUUCAUUUUCGUCUUGCAGUUCCAGUUCAAACUGAGCUUUAUGAAAGCAGAUUCAAGCAGUAUUUUCUUCCAGCAGUGCUACCAGGAUACACAGGUGACCCUAAUGAAGUACGACCUGGUUAUAAGCUAAGAGCCUCACCUGUACACAUUACAUUCUCCACUGGGUAUGUACCUCCUGGCUUCUUCACUCGUUUAGCAACUGCUAUUGCUACUAAUUCCAGUGUUCAGCUCAAUUUUGAUAAUGUCUAUGCAGCACCUGCCACUCCUGGUUUUUUGGAUCGAUUAGCUACUGCCAUGAAGCUACGCUCUAAAAUUGAGAGAAAAAGUAUCUAUCGUAAUCGUGUCUGCUUCUCUUAUGGUCAUCCUUCUGAUGAUUUUGUUCUCACUGAUAUUAAUGAAGCUAUUCAAGCUGAUGUGUUGAGAUAUGUUCCUGAGAGUAGGCAUCUAGUUCCUUUCAAAACAGUUUGUCAAAAUAUAUUAAAAUUGCUAAAAAAAUGUUGUGAUGAAGUAGAAAACACCCUUUAUGGUUAUCAUGGGCAUGAUAGUGCUCAAUCAUCGUUAAGAAAGGUUCGCUACAUUUGUGAGUGUGAGUCUUCCAGUUCCAAUGAGGUUCAUUACAUUAAAGUUGAUGCUGAGAAGCAAACUUGCUCUGAUCCUGUUCAUUGUCACAAAGUUAGACGUACUCGCUCCCUCACUCAAAGAGAAUCAGUGUGGUUUGAAGGAGAAUUUAAAGAUAAGCGGUCCUUUUUAAAAUAUCUUUUUUCUGGAGUUGGUCUUUUUUCUUUGAUUAUUUUAUUGAUGCUUAUUGGAUUUUUAUUCACUGGUCUAGUUAAUAUUAAUUUAACUACAGCAGAUAAAGAAAAUAUCUUGACAAUUAGUGACUUGCGAGAAGUAUUAGAUGCACUGAAUGAUGGGUACUUUCCUAGUAACAAGUGGUUUCAGCUUGGAUUGUCCUUGGGUCUGUCAAAUCCAAAGUUAGAAACAAUUGAAGACAAUUAUCCAAAGAACAAUAAAAGAUGCCUUCAAAAUUGUCUGACAUUAUGGCUGAAAGAGAAUAUUGAAGCAACAUGGAGCAAAUUAGCUGAUGCUGUUGAUAACACUGGAGAAAAAGCUAUUGCAGCUUAUAUAAGAAUAAGAAAAGUACAGAGCAAAAGUGAACUGUAGCAUCUCCCCAAAAUUACAAUGACACAUGCAGAUUACAUUUUAGUAUUCAAACUACAUGUACACAUAGAUUAUUUGAUUGAAUGCACACAAAAAUCUAUACCAACAUUUAUUAGUACAACCAUGCAACCUUCAUGCUAGUUUGUAAUGAAUUAUUUUUUUAUUAAAAUAAAGAAAAAUGUUUGCCCA
Molecule: messenger RNA, 2213 nt
Organism: Amphimedon queenslandica
Lineage: Eukaryota; Metazoa; Porifera; Demospongiae; Haplosclerida; Niphatidae
Exons: 4
Coding region: 78-2027 (649 amino acids)
Biological process (GO): signal transduction
Molecular function (GO): protein binding
Source: RefSeq, a predicted model, not a curated record